UGCUUCCCCGCGCCGAGCUGAACCUGAGCAGAGAGUUUCUGAGGGCGGUGCGGGGGCAGGAAGGGGUGUGAGGCUGCAGUGGUAUGAAACAGCGGCUCAGCAAGUGAGACAGGCGGUGUGGCUAGACCAGCCGGCCCAGGGCCCGCGCUACUGUUCCCUAAGCUGCUGAAGCGCGGAGAUUGGCGGCCGGCGCGGAGAGCGGCGGGCGAAAGGGAGGAGAGGGAUCUGAGCGCGAGGGAAUCCCGCUCGGCUGCCGGCGGCUCUGGUGGGCCUCCCCGAUUGGGGUCCCCUGAGUGGAACCAUGUGGGUGGCCAAGUGGCUGGCUGGGCUGCUCUGCCAUCUCUCGCUCAUCACCAGGUCUUGGGAAGUUCACUUCCACCCCAGGCAAGAAGCCCUGGUGAGGACCCUGACUACCUACGAAGUAGUGAUCCCCGAGCGGGUCAAUGAGUUUGGAGAAGUGUUCCCUCAGAGCCACCACUUCAGCCGGCAGAAACGCAGCUCCGAGGCGCUGGAACCCAUGCCGUUCAGAACCCACUAUCGCGUCACUGCCUACGGACAGCUCUUCCAGCUGAACCUGACCGCCGAUGCAUCCUUUCUGGCCGCCGGCUACACCGAAGUGCACUUGGGAGCCCCGGGACGCGGGACCUGGGAGAGCGACGCAGGGCCCUCAGACCUGCGCCACUGCUUCUACCGCGGCCAGGUUAACUCGCAGGAGGAUUACAAGGCCGUCGUAAGCUUAUGUGGAGGCCUGACGGGAACAUUUAAAGGACAUGACGGUGAAUAUUUCUUAGAACCUAUAAUGAAGGCAGAUGGGAAUGAGUAUGAAGAUGGUCACAACAAGCCACAUCUUAUAUACAGACAAGAAUUAAAUAACUCUUUUCUGCAGACUCUGAAGUAUUGCAGUGUGUCAGAAAGUCAAAUAAAGGAAACCAGUUUACCCUUUCAUACCUACAGAAACAUGAAUGAAGAUCUUAAUGUAAUGAAAGAAAGAGUUUUAGGACACCCAUCAAAAAAUGUACCAUUGAAAGAUGAAAGAAGUGAAUUACAUUCCAGGAAAAAACGUCUUAUAUCAUAUCCAAGAUACGUUGAAAUUAUGGUUACAGCUGAUGCUAAAGUGGUUUCUGCUCAUGGAUCGAAUUUGCAAAACUAUAUACUGACUCUAAUGUCAAUUGUUGCAACAAUCUACAAAGAUCCAAGUAUUGGAAGUUUUAUACACAUAGUAGUGGUAAAAUUAGUUAUGAUUCACCACGAGGAGGAAGGGCCAGUCAUUAAUUUUGAUGGUGCUACCACAUUAAAUAACUUUUGUUCAUGGCAACAAACUCAGAAUGACGUUGAUGAUGUUCACCCUUCCCACCAUGACGCUGCUAUUCUUAUCACUAGGGAAGACAUUUGUUCAUCUAAAGAGAAAUGUAACAUAUUAGGUUUAUCAUACUUAGGUACCAUAUGUGAUCCUUUACAAAGCUGCUUUAUUAAUGAAGAAAAAGGACUCAUUUCUGCUUUUACUAUAGCCCAUGAACUUGGGCACACACUUGGUGUUCAACAUGAUGAUAGUCCUAGAUGUAGAGAAAUGAAUGUUAUGCAAUAUCAUGUAAUGGCCCCUGUUUUAAGUUUUCACAUGAGUCCUUGGAGCUGGUCAAACUGUAGUCGGAAAUACAUUACUGAAUUCCUAGAUACUGGCUACGGGGAAUGUCUUCUUGACAAACCAGAUGAAGAAAUAUAUAAUCUGCCUUCAGAACUUCCUGGAUCACGAUAUGAUGGAAACAAGCAGUGUGAACUUGCGUUUGGUCCCGGGUCACAAAUAUGUCCCCAUAUAGAGAAUAUAUGCAUGCAUCUGUGGUGCACAAGUGCAGAAAAGCUUCACAAAGGCUGUUUCACUCAACAUGUGCCACCAGCAGAUGGAACAGACUGUGGUCCUGGAAUGCAUUGCCGCCGUGGGCUAUGUGUAAACAAAGAAAUGGAAACACAUCCUGUAAAUGGUGAAUGGGGACCAUGGGAACCUUACAGUUCUUGUUCAAGAACAUGUGGAGGUGGAAUCGAAAGCUCAACCAGGCACUGUAAUCGUCCUGAGCCAAGAAACGGAGGAAAUUACUGUGUGGGCCGCAGGAUGAAAUUUCGAUCAUGUAAUACUGAUUCAUGUCCAAAAGGCACACAAGACUUUCGAGAGAAGCAAUGCUCUGAUUUUAAUGGCAAACAUUUGAACAUCAAUGGCAUUCCCUCUAAUGUGAGGUGGCUUCCAAGAUACAGUGGCAUUCGCACAAAAGAUCGUUGUAAACUCUACUGUCAGGUUGCUGGAACCAAUGAUUUCUACCUAUUGAAGUAUAUGGUUGAAGAUGGUACUCCUUGUGGAAAUGAAACUCAUGACAUCUGUGUUCAAGGCCGGUGUAUGGCAGCUGGUUGUGAUCACGUGUUAAACUCCAGUGCCAAGAUAGACAAAUGUGGAGUGUGUGGUGGGGACAACUCUUCAUGCAAGACAAUAACAGGUGUCUUCAACAGUUCUCAUUAUGGCUAUAAUGUUGUUGUAAAGAUUCCUGCAGGAGCAACAAACAUUGACAUUCGUCAGUACAGCUAUUCUGGACAACCAGAUGACAGUUACCUUGCAUUAUCUGACGCUGAAGGGAAUUUUCUUUUCAAUGGAAAUUUUGUUCUAAGUAGAUCAAAGAAAGAAGUCAAUGUGCAAGGAACAAGAACUGUUAUUGAAUACAGUGGAUCAAACAACUCAGUUGAAAGAAUUAAUAGUACUAAUCGACAAGAGAAAGAACUUAUUUUGCAGGUGUUAUGUGUGGGUAAUUUAUACAACCCUGAUGUACGUUAUUCCUUCAAUAUCCCUUUGGAAGAGCGGAGCGAGCUGUUCACAUGGGACCCCUAUGGACCAUGGGAAGGCUGUACCAAAAUGUGUCAAGGUCUUCAGCGAAGAAAAAUAACUUGCAUACAUAAGAGUGAUCAUAGUGUUGUGUCUGAUCAAAAAUGUGACCAAUUGCCACUUCCAUCAUUUGUUACUCAAAGUUGCAAUACAGACUGUGAACUAAGGUGGCAUGUUACUGGCAAAAGUGAAUGUUCAACCCAAUGUGGUCAAGGAUAUAGAACCUUGGACAUCCAUUGCAUGAAGUAUUCCAUUCAUGAAGGACAGACUGUUCAAGUGGAUGACCACUACUGUGGUGACCAACUUAAACCUCCUACCCGAGAACUAUGCCGUGGUAACUGUGUCUUCACAAGAUGGCAUUUUUCAGAAUGGUCUCAGUGUUCCAGGAGUUGUGGAGGAGGGGAAAGGUCUCGAGAAUCUUAUUGUAUGAAUAACUUUGGCCAUCGUCUUGCUGACAAUGAAUGCGAAGAACUGUCCCGAGUGACGAGAGAGAAUUGCAAUGAAUUUUCCUGUCCCAGUUGGGCUGCUAGUGAAUGGAGCGAGUGCCUUGUUACAUGUGGUAAAGGAAUAAAGCAGCGGCAGGUAUGGUGUCAGCUGAAUGAAGAUCACUUGAGUGAUGACUUCUGUAACUCAAGUACCAAACCUGAAUCUCUGAGUCCAUGUGAACUUCAUACAUGUGCUUCCUGGCAAGUAGGACCAUGGGGUCCUUGCUCCGUAUCUUGUGGAAGAGGUACUCAAGCCCGCUAUGUAAGCUGUCGUGAUGCUCUUGAUAGAAUAGCAGAUGAAUCAUAUUGUGCCCACUUACCCCAACCUGCUGAAAUAUGGGACUGUUUUACCCCUUGUGGAGAGUGGCAAGCAGGGGAUUGGUCACCCUGUUCAGCUUCCUGUGGCUAUGGAAAAACAACUCGACAAGUUUUAUGCAUGAACUACCAUCAGCCAAUUGAUGAGAAUUACUGUGAUCCUGAAGUUCGCCCCUUGAUGGAACAGGAAUGUAGCCUAGCAGCCUGCCCGCCUGCACACAGCCACUUUCCUAGUUCUGCUGUGCAACCAAGCUAUUAUCUAAGCACGAAUUUGCCAUUAACUCACAAACUUGAAGAUGAUGAAAAUCAGGUGGUCCAUCCAUCAGUCAGAGGAAACCAGUGGAGAACCGGACCGUGGGGAUCAUGUUCUAGCAGUUGUUCUGGAGGACUUCAGCGUAGGGCUGUGGUCUGCCAGGAUGAAAAUGGACAAAGUGCUAGUUACUGCGAUGCAACCUCCAAGCCUCCAGAGUUACAGCACUGUGGUCCAGGGCCUUGUCCACAGUGGAACUACGGAAAUUGGGGAGAAUGUUCACAAACAUGUGGAGGAGGAAUAAAAUCAAGACUUGUAAUAUGUCAAUUUCCCAAUGGCCAAAUAUUAGAAGAUCACAACUGUGAAAUCGUAAACAAGCCACCUAGUGUAAUACAGUGUCAUAUGCAUGCUUGCCCUGCUGAUGUGUCAUGGCAUCAGGAACCAUGGACAUCGUGCUCAGCCUCUUGUGGUAAAGGUAGAAAGUACCGUGAAGUGUUUUGCAUUGACCAAUUCCAAAGGAAAUUAGAAGACACAAAUUGCAGUCAAGUACAGAAACCUCCAACUCACAAAGCCUGUAGAUCUGUCAGAUGCCCUUCAUGGAAAGCCAAUAGCUGGAAUGAGUGCUCUGUGACCUGCGGCUCUGGAGUUCAGCAGAGGGAUAUAUACUGCAGACUGAAAGGUAUUGGUCGAGUGGUUGAAGAAAUGUGUGAUCAGUCCACCCGACCUUGUUCUCAGAGACGAUGUUGGAGUCAGGACUGUGUGCACCACAAGGGGAUGGAAAGAGAGAGGCUGAAUUGUUCAACAUCAUGUGAGAGAAAAGAUUCACAUCAACGAACGGAGUGCACAGAUAGCCAAAUUGGACAAGUGAAUGAAAUAGUCUAUAAUUCUUCAACCAUAUCUCUUACAUCCAAGAAUUGCAGGAACCCUCCUUGCAAUUACAUUGUGGUAACAGCAGACUCAUCACAGUGUGCAAACAACUGUGGAUUUAGUUACAGACAAAGGAUUACAUAUUGCACCGGGAUCCCAUCUACUAAGAAACAUAAGCUCCAUCGACUUCGGCCUAUAGUCUAUCAAGAAUGCCCUGUGGUGCCUUCCUCUCAGGUUUACAAAUGCAUUAACAGCUGUUUGCAUUUGGCCACUUGGAAAGUUGGAAAAUGGAGCAAGUGCUCAGUGACUUGUGGAAUUGGGAUAAUGAAGAGACAAGUGAAAUGCGUUACCAAACAUGGUUUGUCCAGUGACUUAUGUUUAAACCAUUUAAAACCAGGUGCUCAAAAGAAAUGCUAUGCCAAUGACUGUAAAUCAUUUACCACCUGCGAAGAAAUUCAAGUGAAAAACCACAUUAGAAAGGAUGGUGACUAUUACCUUAACAUUAAGGGAAGAAUAAUAAAGAUUCAUUGUGCAGACAUGCACUUGGAGAACCCUAAGGAAUAUUUGACACUGGUCCAAGGUGAAGAAAACUUUUCUGAAGUGUAUGGCUUUAGACUAAAAAAUCCGUAUCAAUGUCCUUUUAAUGGGAGUAGGAGGGAAGACUGCGAAUGUGACAAUGGACACCUAGCUGCUGGAUACACUGUUUUCAGCAAAAUAAGAAUUGAUCUCACUUCCAUGCAAAUUAAAACUACAGACCUUCGUUUUUCCAAAACAAUAUUUGGAAAUGCAGUUCCAUUUGCCACAGCUGGAGAUUGCUACAGUGCUGUCAGAUGCCCACAGGGACAGUUUAGCAUUAAUUUAGCAGGAACUGGGAUGAAGAUAUCCAACACAGCAAAGUGGCUUGCUCAGGGGAGUUAUACCUCUGUCAGCAUACAGAGAUCAGAGGAUGGAACCAGAUUUUUCGGCAAGUGUGGAGGGUACUGUGGAAAGUGUCUUCCUCACAUGACUACCGGUCUCCCAAUUCAAGUUAUAUGAACAUUUAGAAGGGGGAUGUAUGCCCUAAAGAGGAGAUAUUCUCUGGAACAUUCAAAUAACGGGUGCUCAUUUCUUUAUUUCUCCCUUCCCGAGAUUUCCAGAUCUAAUAUGUCUCUGCGUUUUUUUCAGGGUGCUCAUCAGGGAUUCAAAUAACUGCUUAAUAAGGUUCUAUUAAUCAGGAUUUUUUUAAAGAACAUAAUAAUUUAUAAUAGAGAAUACCAGGAUCGAAUGAAUUAUACCAAGACAGUGCUGCUCUUAACAUCUUGGACUGGAUCACACUUAUCUUAUACCUAUAAACACAUGUGUAAAUCUCUGCUCAGCUUUGUACUGUACAAUGAAAUGUUUAUUCUACUAGCUAAAAUGAAGCAAGUAAAUAUUAGGAUAAUAAACAUUCAAAAUUACUAUAAACAUUAUUUAAUCUUUCUGACAAGUAGCAAAUCAAUAGUUACAUAAAAAAGCACAGAGCCAUUAUACUUUCUACUCAUACAGUUUAGAUACCUUGUUUUAUUUUUCCUUUAAUUUUUACUUGUGGAUUACGGUGCUUCAAUUAAAAAAAUAGUCCUCAAAAUGAGGUACAAAUUGUGUAUUAAAAAUGUAUGUUUGGGGUAAAUAGUAAAUAAAAAAUUUUGUGGGUAUAAUAAAGAUAUGAUAUAAUUUAAUUUUUAAGAUCUACCUCAAAUUUGAUUGUACUUACAAGAACAAUACAUUGUUUUUAUAAU
Molecule: messenger RNA, 6531 nt
Organism: Cercocebus atys (sooty mangabey)
Lineage: Eukaryota; Metazoa; Chordata; Mammalia; Primates; Cercopithecidae
Gene: ADAMTS20
Product: ADAM metallopeptidase with thrombospondin type 1 motif, 20
Exons: 37
Coding region: 302-5812 (1836 amino acids)
Biological process (GO): extracellular matrix organization; proteolysis
Cellular component (GO): extracellular matrix
Molecular function (GO): zinc ion binding; metalloendopeptidase activity
Source: RefSeq, a predicted model, not a curated record